AUGAAUAAUUUACAUAAUUUACAUCAUCAACAUCCGCAAUCAUCACAAAAAAUUGACAUUCUAUCAAAAUUCAUAGUCAAUCAUUACAAUAAAUUAAGGAAGGAAUCAAAUAAUACCAACGAUCCAUUAGUAGUUGGACUUAGCGGAGCGCAAGGAUGUGGUAAAACAACGAUUGUAAAACAAAUUGUACAAUACUUGAAGAGUGCGAAAAAUUUAUCAGUGGUAAACUUUUCCAUGGAUGACUUUUAUUUAACGUAUGAAGAUCAAUGUCAAUUGGCAAACCAGAACCCUGGGAAUCAAUUGUUGGAGUUUAGAGGUGCACCGGGAACUCAUGAUGUCUUGCUUGGAAGGCAGAUCUUACAAGAAUUACGUGAUGUUCAACAAAAAUAUUCCGAACGAUUACACGAAAGGUUAAGGGAGAGAGAUAAUGUAAAGUCAAAUAAUGUGAGCAUCUUGAUACCGUUUUACGAUAAAUCCUUACGAAAUGGAAGAGGAGAUCGAGCACCUAUUGAAGAGUGGAUUAGAGUUUCACCACCUUUUGAUAUCAUUUUGUUUGAUGGAUGGUCUUUAGGAUUUAAACAUUUACCUUCUUCUGAACUCCAAGAAGCAUAUGAUCGUGCAUCGUCUUCUUUAAAAACAUUAAAAUCUCAUUCAUUUUCUCAUAUAAAAAUUAUUAACGAACAUUUAAAGCGAUAUGAAGAGAAUUGGUAUCCGUUCCUUGAUAUUUUUAUUCAUGUUGAAGCGGAAAAUAUCAAUUAUGUUUAUCAAUGGCGUUUAGAACAAGAGCAUUCUAUGAAACAACGAGGAAAAAGUGGAAUGAGUGAUGAACAAGUUAAAGAUUUUGUGAAUAAAUUUAUGCCGGCUUAUGAAUUAUAUUUGGAAAGGUUAAGUAAGGAAAAUUUCUUUUCUAAAGGAGAUAAAGGAAUUUAUGGAAGUCAUUUGAAACUUGUGAUGAACCGUGAGAGAGAAAUAAUUAAAGAAAUUUUGAUCUAA
Messenger RNA from Funneliformis caledonium, 993 nucleotides. NCBI's taxonomy places the organism in Eukaryota, Fungi, Glomeromycota, Glomeromycetes, Glomerales, Glomeraceae. The record is from the annotation of a GenBank genome assembly.